Colletotrichum gloeosporioides is the source of this 2496-nucleotide messenger RNA. RefSeq names its product Ribonuclease Z 1. Gene Ontology annotation, molecular function: 3'-tRNA processing endoribonuclease activity. Gene Ontology annotation, cellular component: mitochondrion. Lineage: Eukaryota; Fungi; Ascomycota; Sordariomycetes; Glomerellales; Glomerellaceae. The record is from RefSeq and is a predicted model, not a curated record. Gene Ontology annotation, biological process: mitochondrial tRNA 3'-end processing. The transcript has a single exon. The coding region runs from base 1 to 2496 and encodes 831 amino acids.
AUGACGAAUCACGUCCAAAUUACUACGACCCCGACGGCGGACACGGGCGGCAGCUUGCUGUUGCACUUUGACCAUCGGAGGUAUCUCUUUGGACAUCUGUCAGAGGGUACGCAAAGAGCGUUGGGUCAGCGCAAGGUCGCCAUGGCAAAGUUGGAAAACAUGUUCAUGUCUGGUCAAACGAAAUGGGAAUACACUGGUGGGAUGAUUGGCAUGAUGCUCACAGUCGCCGACGUCCUCGAGGGCAGUCGGAAGGAGAUUGAGGCUCAGAACCAGGCCAGGAAGCAGUCCCAGAAGGCGUUGCUGGAGACGAAGGGCCCUGAGCGCAUAGAGAUUCAUGGAGGCCGCAACCUUACCUACAGUCUCGCCACGGCAAGGUAUUUCGUCUUCAGGAAGGGCAUGCCCAUCCAUCCCGUUGAAUGCCAUGACGAUCCAAGGAUUGCCAAUCCCGAAGCCACCAACCCUGACUGGGAGGAUGAUGCCAUUCAGGUCUGGAAAGUCCCUGUUGUUGCCGGUGAGCCUCAGGCUAGGUCGCGUAAGAGGAGCCAUGAGGUCAUGGCUGCUGAGGAUGAGCAAGUGGCGUCUGAUCACACGACCCAGCCCACGCUGGCUCCACAAGAACACGAAAGGCUCAAUCGCGAAGGUGUCGCUGCUGUGGUGGAAGACAUGUUCAACUCGGACUGGAGCAAGGAUACUCUUUGUGAGACGAAGCUGCACAAUGUUUCCCUCCCCGCCACUAUUUUCGUGAGAAAGAAUGGGCAAAUUGAGAGGUACAAGGGACCUCUGCCUGGCGAUAAGGGGCCCGUCCCCGAUAUCGAUGUUCUCGUGCGAUUCCCCUGGCCCGCCACUAAAGUCGUACGUCUUCCAAGCCCGAAGCAACCAUCCGAUAUGUCUGUUUGUUAUAUUGUCAAGAACAGAGGUCGUCGAGGAAAGUUCAAUCCGCAACUCGCCAAGCAAUAUGGCAUCAAGCCAGUUGAGUUCAAGCAUCUAGCAGCUGGAAAGACUGUCAAAGGUGCAGAUGGUGUCGAUGUGACACCUGACAUGGUGUUGGGUGAGCGAAUCAAGCCAUGCGGGUUUGCGUUGGUUGAUAUCCCAAGCUUGUCGGCAGUGGAAUCUUUUCUUGCAAGGCCAGAAUGGAAGAACUCUACCCUGAUGGAAAAUGUGCCCAUCUUCUACUGGCUUCUCGGUCCGACUGUCAUCGACGAUACCCGCAUUCAAAGCUUCAUGAGGGAGAGGCCUGAUGUGAACCACAUCGUCCUGGCCCCACAGACAAGCCCAAACAUGGUGACUAUAGAGUCUUGCGCCAUUUUGUUGGCAAAGCUACGACGAAUCGACCCAGACCGCUUUCCUCUCCUCAACUUUGACAACAGCGUUCGAGACCUGUCUUUCAUUGGCCCGAAUGUACAAGCAGGCCGCGUCGGUAUGAAGACGAUGCUCUCGCCGAGCUUCAGCAUGAAAGAUGACGAAAUUCUUCCGUUCCCGACGUUUGAAGAAGCCGGUGCAAUUCCGGAAGAAGUCCUGGCACUCGCGGAUGAGGCAAAGGCCGCGAUCAAAGAGCCCAAGUUUAUGGCGGAGGUUCAGCAAGUUGAGAAGGACAUCCCCAACAGAGACGCCGAAAUUAUACCCCUCGGUACUGGGUCCGCUCUGCCAUCCAAGUAUCGCAAUGUUUCUUCGACACUCAUUCGUGUGCCGCAAUAUGGCAACUACAUUCUUGACGCUGGCGAAAACACAAUGGGUCAGCUGCGACGAGCUUUCCCUGCUGACGAACUAGUCCAGAUUCUUCGGAAUCUUCGUUGCAUAUUCAUUAGCCACAUGCACGCAGACCACCAUCUUGGCACAGCGAGCCUACUGCGUGCAUGGUGCGACGCCACCGAACAUAUCAGCCCUCAACCCAGGCUUGUUAUCUACUGCCCCGUGAGUAUGCAUCUGUUUCUGCAGGAGUAUGGUCGCAUUGAAAAUAUCCAAACUGUAAACGGUCGUCGCAUCGAGGCUCGCAAUGUUGUUUGGCCCAAGGACGACGCCAAACUACCCGAGGACGACCCAACGAGGCUCGCCUCUGCCGUCCUCGUCCCCGUCAAACACUGCCAAAACUCCUACGCUCCCGUCUUCACCUUCCCCUCGGGCCUGAAGAUCGCCUUCUCGGGCGACUGCCGGCCCAGCGAUUCGCUCGUCAAGGCCGGCAAGGGCGCCACCCUCCUGAUCCACGAGAGCACCUUCGACGACGACAAGAAGGGCGACGCCAUCGCCAAGAAGCACUCCACCAUGUCCGAGGCCCUCGACGUUGCGUACCGCAUGGGCGCCCGCCGCGUGCUUCUCACGCACUUCUCGCAGCGCUACGCGAAGGUCCCCAUCGCCGAGAAACGGGAGACCGCGGACGGCUCCGACCAGGCCGUCCUGCUUGCCUUUGACCAGAUGCGCGUUAAGCUGGGCGAGUUCCGCCAGGCUCAGAAGUUUUUGCCUGCGAUCAGACGUUACUUUGAGUUGACUGGUGCGGAUUAG